Messenger RNA from Effrenium voratum, 1122 nucleotides. The record is from the annotation of a GenBank genome assembly. NCBI's taxonomy places the organism in Eukaryota, Dinophyceae, Suessiales, Symbiodiniaceae.
AUGGACAGUGUGCGAGCCGGUCCGUUUGGCCAACUCUUUCGCCCGGACAACUUCGUCUUCGGGCAGACAGGGGCUGGCAACAACUGGGCCAAAGGGCACUACACGGAAGGUGCCGAGUUGAUCGACUCGGUGCUGGACGUGGUGCGCAAGGAGGCCGAGGGCUGCGACUGCCUGCAGGGCUUUCAGCUGUGCCACUCACUGGGAGGAGGCACCGGCGCUGGAAUGGGCACGCUGCUGAUUUCCAAGGUCCGUGAGGAGUACCCCGAUCGUAUCAUGGAAACGUUCUCCGUGAUUCCGUCUCCCAAAGUGUCUGACACGGUGGUUGAGCCAUACAAUGCCGUCUUGAGCUUUCAUCAGCUGGUCGAGAACUCUGACGAGUCCUUCUUGCUCGACAACGAAGCCUUGUACGACAUUUGCUUCCGCACAUUGAAGCUGACGACUCCGACCUACGGCGAUCUGAACCACUUGGUGUCGGCAGCAAUGUCUGGAGUUACCUGUUGCCUGCGCUUCCCGGGGCAGCUCAAUUGCGACCUGCGCAAAAUUGCAGUGAACCUCGUGCCGUUCCCCCGCCUGCACUUCUUCAUGACUGGCUUCGCACCCCUGACCUCUCGUGGUUCUCAGCAGUAUCGUGCACUCACCGUGCCAGAGUUGACUCAGCAGAUGUUCGACGCUAAGAACAUGAUGUGCGCCGCUGAUCCCCGCCAUGGUCGCUACUUGACCGCGGCAGCCCUGUUCCGCGGCCGCAUGUCAACAAAGGAGGUCGACGAGCAGAUGCUUAACGUGCAGAACAAGAACUCAUCGUACUUUGUGGAGUGGAUCCCCAACAACAUCAAGGCCUCCGUCUGCGACAUUCCGCCCAAGGGCCUGAAGAUGGCGGUGUCCUUCGCUGGCAACUCCACGGCCAUCCAGGAGAUGUUCAAGCGGGUGGCGGAGUACUUCACCGCCAUGUUCCGGCGCAAGGCCUUCUUGCACUGGUACACCGGCGAGGGUAUGGACGAGAUGGAGUUCACUGAGGCGGAGUCCAACAUGAAUGACCUGGUCUCAGAGUACCAGCAGUACCAGGACGCUACGGCAGAGGAGGAGGGCGAGUUUGAUGAAGAGGAAGGUGAGUAUGAUGGCUGA